This is a messenger RNA of Penicilliopsis zonata CBS 506.65, 1272 nucleotides long. RefSeq lists its product as hypothetical. Lineage: Eukaryota; Fungi; Ascomycota; Eurotiomycetes; Eurotiales; Aspergillaceae. The transcript is spliced from 5 exons. Bases 35 to 1090 code for a protein of 351 amino acids. The record is from RefSeq and is a predicted model, not a curated record.
CGUAUUUCUGUACCCUACAGUCGAGUCUUCAAAAAUGCCCUCUCAAGGCCCGACAGUCAUCGGCGUCGCCGUCUUCUUUGCCGUGCUGACCUUUGUCGUGCUCUCGUUGCGUCUGUUCACUCGCAUUUAUGUCUUUGGCCAAGUGAGACUCGACGAUUACCUCAUUAUCGUCGCGGCUUGUCUUUCCUGGUCCUUCAUCGCCGUCACCAUCGUCGCCGUUCAAAAUGGCCUGGGUAGACACAUCGACACCAUCACCGCCCCCGAGAUGGAGACGUACCUGCUGGUCGUCUGGCUGAGCUCCAUGUUCUACCUCGCCUGUCUGGGCUUCAUCAAGUCCUCCGUGCUGGUCUACUACACCCAUCUCGAGAACCGCAUGCUGACCCGUCUGGCGUAUAUCAUGCUGGGUGUCAUCUCCUGCCAGGCCGGCUCCUUCGUCCUUGUCGCUGCCUUCCAGUGCGGUCCCAUCCAUAAGGCGUGGGAUCCCACCGUGCCGGGAAAAUGCGUCAACAUCGACGUCUUUUACCUCGCCAACGCUGCCUUGAACAUCACUACCGAUCUCAUCACUUACAUGUUACCCAUGAACGUCAUCCUGCGUCUCCAUAUCCCUAAUCGUCAGAAAGCGGGCAUUCUCGUCAUCCUCUGUUUCGGAUUAUUUACUUGCAUCGCCUCCAUCAUCCGCAUAACUUAUAUUCCCAUCAUGCUCACUUCGCCGGACUCAACCUACGUGAUCAGCGGAGCCAUGUACUGGUCCGCCAUCGAGACAAACAUCGGGAUCUUGACCGCCUCCAUGCCCUCCUUCAAAGCCAUCUUGACCCAUUUCCUGCCCGACACACUCAGUCAGAGUAGUUACGUGCAGGGAUCGGAAUCACCCUCUCAGAUGGACCACAAGAGCAGCGAUGACGGUGAUGAGAGGGAGGGAAACAACCCCCACGGAGAGGAACAGGGGUAUGAGCAUGGAUCCUCGCAGAGAGAGAUUCAAAUCGACGGCGCGUUCGAAAUCGAGGGUCACCAAAUGACCAUGGAAUUGCCCCGGAUCGAUGAGCUGCACGUCCAACUCCCCAAGACGCUAGACAGCUCGCCGAUUGAAUAGGCGAGAGCGUAGCACGGAAGAUGUACGGGCUGACUGACUGACUGACUGACCGACUGGAGAGACAGGCCAACCGUGAUGCAUGGCAUCGUCCACUCUUUUAUCUAAUUUUCGUGUAGUAUUAUAACCUAUUAUAUCCUGAUUAUUCCACAUGGAGGGCUACAUACCUAACAAUUAACUUGUCC